This is a messenger RNA of Colletotrichum karsti, 1641 nucleotides long. Its product is annotated as amino acid permease. Bases 1 to 1641 code for a protein of 546 amino acids. Gene Ontology annotation, molecular function: amino acid transmembrane transporter activity. Gene Ontology annotation, cellular component: membrane. Lineage: Eukaryota; Fungi; Ascomycota; Sordariomycetes; Glomerellales; Glomerellaceae. The transcript has 7 exons. The record is from RefSeq and is a predicted model, not a curated record. Gene Ontology annotation, biological process: amino acid transmembrane transport.
AUGUCAUCCCAACCCGUCGACGAUGAGAAGCACUAUGCAAAAGACCCUGUGGUGGAUAGCCAGAAUAGCUACGAGGGAUCACACGAUGAGGAGGUCGGCGUUGUUACCAAGGGCCAGCCCCUUCAAAGGAACCUGCGCAGUCGGCACAUGCAGAUGAUUGCUAUUGGUGGUGCUAUUGGAGCUGGUCUCUUCGUCGGUUCCGGCGGUGCUCUGCGAUCAGGUGGUCCGGCCGCCUUGGUCAUCGGUUACAUGAUCGUCGGAAUUAUGUUGAUGUUCACAACCCAGGCCCUCGCCGAGAUGGCAGUCCUCUACCCCGUCAACGGCGCCUUCUACACUUACGUUUGCCGCUUCGUCGAUCCCUCCUGGGGUUUCGCCAUGGGCUGGGAUUACGCAAUCGCCUGGCUUACAGUCCUGCCCUUUGAACUUGUCGCAGCAAGCAUCACAAUCAAGUUCUGGCGCGAGGACAUCAAUAUGGGCGUCUGGGUAGCCGUCUUUCUUGUUGUCCUGGCUAUUAUUCAAGUCUUUGGCGUUCGUGGUUACGGUGAGGUCGAGUUCGUUUUGAGCAUCAUUAAGGUGGCGGCAUGCUGUGGGUUCAUUAUUUUUGGCAUUCUCGUUAAUACUGGGGCUGUUGGUGACCAAGGAUACAUUGGUGUGAAGUAUUGGCACGACCCGGGAGCUUUCCAGAACGGCUUCAACGGUUUCGCGGGUGUCUUCGUGGUCGCUGCCUUUGCCUUUGGCGGCACAGAGCUUGUUGGACUGGCGGCAGCCGAAUCAACGAACCCGCGCAAGGCGAUUCCCAUGGCUUCCAAGCAGGUGUUCUGGCGUAUUGCGUUCUUCUAUAUCGUCAACCUCUUCAUCUUGGGUCUCAUUGUCCCGGCCAACGACCCCCGCCUCCUGGGAUCUUCUGGCGCGAACACCAAGGCUUCUCCCUUUGUCCUCGCCAUCCAAGACGCUGGCGUCAAGAUCCUCCCUUCAAUCUUCAACGCCGUCAUCACCAUAGCCGUCAUCUCGGUCGCCAACUCUUGCACCUUUGGCUCCACCCGUACGAUGCAAGCCAUGGCCGAGCGAGGGAUGGCCCCUCGCUUCCUCGCCUACGUCGACAAGCAGGGCCGUCCCAUCUGGUGCGUCCUCAUCCAGAUCGCCUUCGGUCUUCUCGCCUUCAUCGGUGAGUCCGCCGACAGCAGCACCGUCUUCGCCUGGCUGCUUGCCCUCUCUGGCCUGUCGUACUUCUUCGUCUGGGGCUCCAUCUGCCUGUCACACAUCCGCAUGCGCAUGGCUUGGAAGCUGCAGGGCUACACCCUCGACCAGAUCCCCUACAAGGUGCCCUUCGGCAUUUGGGGUAGUGCCGCUGGUCUUUUCCUGAACAUCAUCUGCCUGAUCGCCACUUUCUAUAACGCUCUCUACCCGUCACCCGACGCCGUCCCGGACGCCGAGGCGUUCUUUACCGCUUAUCUGGCCGCUCCCAUCGUCCUCGCCUUGUAUCUUCUCUGGAAGGUAAUCUCUCGCGAUUGGCGCUUAUACGUACCGCUCCGCGAGAUCGACCUGAAGUCGGGCGUUCGUCUUCGAGAGCCUAGUGACGAGCCCAUGCCCGAGAAGACUUGGGCCAACCUCCCUAGACGGAUUGCCCGCUCCCUGUUCUAA